Molecule: messenger RNA, 442 nt
Organism: Aegilops tauschii subsp. strangulata
Lineage: Eukaryota; Viridiplantae; Streptophyta; Magnoliopsida; Poales; Poaceae
Source: RefSeq, a predicted model, not a curated record
AUGGAGAUGGACUCUGCCCACCCCGCCACCACUCCCAGCGCCGACAAGGCAUCCUCGGACGCGACGCCCGCCGCUUCCCUGUGCCCCCCCUCGGCGUCGCCGCAGUUUCAGACUGGCAGAGUACGGACGCGAUUAGUGCACGCCAUUGAUAUUCUCACACUACUUCAACAGUCAGCUUUACUUUCAGUCAGAUCUGAAAGUGAUUGUCUUGCAUACAUUCACAUUCAGGCGUGUCCCGCCUUGGAAUGGAGGGUUUGCAGAUGGAAGACAAUCAUGUUGGUCCUCAUGGCAAUGUUGGAUGCUAUCUUUAAGUAGAUUCACAAGUUUUGUAGUUGAAUUUUAUGGAAUUGCAGUUCAAUUAUGUCCAUGUAAUAAGCCAUCUAGGUGUGGAAUUUGGUUCUAAUGAAUAUAUGUUGGGCACUAUGGUGCCCCCAUUCUGAAA